Messenger RNA from Poecilia reticulata (guppy), 14183 nucleotides. It is a transcript of the gene abca12, whose product is annotated as ATP-binding cassette, sub-family A (ABC1), member 12. Gene Ontology annotation, molecular function: lipid carrier activity; ABC-type transporter activity; ATP binding. NCBI's taxonomy places the organism in Eukaryota, Metazoa, Chordata, Actinopteri, Cyprinodontiformes, Poeciliidae. Gene Ontology annotation, biological process: lipid transport; transmembrane transport. The record is from RefSeq and is a predicted model, not a curated record. Gene Ontology annotation, cellular component: intracellular membrane-bounded organelle; membrane.
UGAGGAUUGUUACGGCUACAGGCACUGCAGAGUCACGGAGGGAACGUUUUGGGCUCUGAGCUUUAGAAUUUACCUGUUUUUAGGAACAUUUUUCUCAGUUUACUUUAGGGAACGACUGAUGGAAAGGACAUCUUGCUAGGGGGUUAUCUCCUGCGGCAAGAUGUCCAUAUUUAUGAGCCCGUGGACUUCACACUGCAAACAAUUGAGCUGAUUUACAAGGACAACAGUGCUCAGCCUCCCUGGUCCCAUGGCGUUCUUCAGACAGCUGAAACUUCUUCUCUGGAAGAAUGGACUGGGCAUCAUCAGACAGCCGCUGUGGUCCAUUACUCUGAUUGCCUGGCCUUUGAUCAUCUUCAUCCUCAUCGCUGUGACUCGGGACCAUUUCCCUCCGAUUGUAAAAAACACAUGUUAUGUUGGACCAAGAAACCUACCAAGCACUGGCUUUUUCCCUUUCCUGCAGACCCUUCUUUGCAACACAGACAGCCAAUGCCACAACACAUCCCGCCUGGUGGACACAUCUUCAUCAAAGUCAACAAGAGGUCGAAGGUCUGCUCCUUUGCCAGAUACAUCUCCAUUGGCAAGUUUGAUGCAAGGGAAGGAGUUUUUCAGCCAGGCUUUCCCCAGUGACACUCAAAAUGGCCCUGCUAAGUUGGUUAAGUUCAUGGAAAGCUUUAUUGGUUCAUCUAACAGAGCCAACUAUACAAAUGUUCCUUUCGUGGUUCCCCUCAACACCUCUCUGCCCGAUCAGGAAACCAUGAACGCAAUUAUGGAGUCAGUGAACAUUUUUAAGAAAACCAUCUGCACUGUUACACUUCCUUGGAUGGACCAAACCUCACCCAACACAGUCACCCAUGCUAUGGUAACUUUCUGCAACUCCAACAACACUGUGUUAGAAGCCUCACUUCAAACACUGAACAAGGUACUAACAGAGCUAAUGGUGACCAAUCCGGAUGAGAUACUAUUGCUGGCAGGAGGGACAGUGAUGUUAUUUGAUCAGCUGCAAAAUGAGACAUCAAUUUGGGAAACCCUCUUAGCCAUUCCCGAGCUCUUCUCUGCCAAUUCUCUUGAAGACAUGCUGAACAACACACAAACCUCACUCACAAACAUGAAGAGCAUUUUGCGUUUCAUCCAGAUGACCUUCCCUGACUCUGCUGACUUCAUCAGCAAGGUCUAUCCAGUGCUUGAAGGAAGCUUUGACAUCAUCCAGUAUGUCCAGAACUGGCCCGGACAAGAUGUUUCGAUAACCCUUGGAGACAUUGUCACAUUAAGGAGUGACUCAGUCAGUGACAUUGUGAAACGAAUCCUACAGGAGGUUCACAUACCACUGCACCAGGCUGUAGGGCUGAUGUGGGACAAAGACAUGGUGCGCUCUCACUUGUGCUGCAACAGCAGCAACACGAUGUGGUUAACAGCAGCAUGCAGCACAGGCACCGUGGAUAUGCUCCUGAGUUGGAUUUGUCCUGACAAAGUGGCAAAAGAGGUUUUCCUGGCAUGGACUAAGCAUGUGGCGGCAGAUGAUGUGUCCUUUGUGAGACAACUGGUGCAAAGUCUCAUGGGAGGUUCAUCGUCAAGCAACCAGGAAGUCUCCAGGUCAAAGCGCAGCAUAGAUGCAGAACCACAAAGUGACGAGGCAGAGCUGUUUAUGGGAGUCACUCAAGUCCUGCUGGAGAUCGCAAAAAUUGAUCCUGAUUUGGACAAUGUUGUUCAGAGAGCUCUUAAAACCAGCUUCCAGUCCAUGAAGGCAGCAAGGGUGACUUUGGUCACUGUAGAAAAAGUGAUGAGUAAUGUCCUGGAAGACGCACAAAGUCUCCAAAUGACCUACCGCAUGCUGCAGAAGAACCAGUCUGAGGCUACAGCUUGGUUUAGCCGGGUAAUAGACAGUGUGGUGAAAGUCACUGAGGAGGCGGUGGAGUGUGAGGAGUGUGAGGAACUUUUUGAGCCCUUCGAGUGGCUGCUGUCCUCCAAGACUGUAAAGGUAGAAGUGUGGAAAUCUAUGUUYUGCCAAAACAUCACUGCAGUGAAGCAUGCUUUGCUCAUGGACUGGAAUCCUGUAGUGCAAAAGGCAGAAGAAGUGUACUGCAUCCUUACAGGCCGAGCUGACUUUAACCUGACACUUCCCAUGAUGCUCUCUGAGUGGAACAAUUUGUUCAAUGCCAGCAUGCAAUUUGGAGAAUUUUUGCAGAGAUCCGUAACCCAUCUGGAUCAAGACUACUGGUUGAACUGGAUCCCUUGCCACCACACACAUGACUUCAAGAAGACUCUCCAACACAGUCUCAUCAUGUCAUUGGAAAACCUGGGAGAAAAGCUCGAGGAGAGUGAUUUGUGGCCCAGCAUGAAGGAUUACUUCCACAUCACUUACUGGAUUUUGAACUACAGACCUGGUGUUGAAAAAGACCCACCAAACUGCUGUGUCAAUGCCCACUCAAUGGCCCUUCAUUGUGACACUGGUCUGGAGUGGUCGAAGUUUGUCAAAGCAGCAACGGAUGCUGUGAUGUCACCAAAUGAAGAUGUCCUUCUGAAUGCUUUAAGAGGAACAGUGAGUCUGCUGCAGCACGUAUACGGGGAAGUCUACAAAAACCUGACAGCCACGUAUUUAAAACAGAAGAUUGAAGAGGGCGAUGCUCUCUCUGCCCAUCUCCUUAAGUUGGUUCUGGACCUGGAUAGCUUUGUCCAAACAAUCAUUGCUCUGCCUAACCACAAUAUCUCAGACCCCGCCGUCAUAGGUCCGCUCAUCAGUGAUUUGCUAGAAUCCGCAGGUCUUAAACCACUCCUGCCUCUGCUCUUCAGAAGUACUCCAGUUAAUGCCUCCACAGUGCUUGAUGCAGUCUUGCAGAUAAUCAGGCUCAACCCCCAGAUAUUCACCUCUGGAGAAAGUGACUUAGCAAUGAAAGGACUGGAGCAGUUAAUCAUGGAGUUCCUGACUUUGGAGAGUAACCUGACACUUUCUUUCUCUGACAUCUUGAGACAUAGUCUGCUAACUUAUUCAGCUUCCAUCAAGCCUGAAGAUGCUGCCUUCCUCAAAGAGGCACUCUACGGUUUCACCAACCAGUCCUUUGAUGAGGUCAUCCUUGGUGCCGUGAAGCUUCUGCAAACACUAGCUAAUUCUCCAGAUGGUGACCCAACCAACAUAAUUCUUGGAUACCUAGACCAGCUUCAAGAGAUUGUAGCUUCUCUCUUCAGACAGCAAAAAAUAGAGCAUCUUCUGUCAACCAAUGGCCAACUAACUGCAGCUGAAGUCACUGACCUACAGGCAGCCGUCAUGGACCUUCUUGACUUACUCAACCCUGACAACCCCCAGGGUCUCACUCAGGUUGGACCAGACGUUGCCCAGGACCUUAUCAUUCAGAAGUUGGUGGCAUUCCUGCCGCCCGAUGUUCAGGAAAAUGCUACUUACUUUCUGCAGAAGUUUAAAGCUCUGCAGAAUUUGGUCCCCAAAUGUGAAGAAGGCAAGAACUGCUUGGAAGGAGUUUCAGAAAUCUUUACUUUACUUGAUAAUGUAAUAGAAUUCAUGCUUGCAGUGGGUGGAGAUACAUCUGUCACAAUAACAGUGGCCAGCAAGGUCCCCUGGAGCCAGGAGCUGGAAGAAUUUAGCACAAUAGUGUUCUCGCUCAUACCGUCACCAAAUGAUGCAGAGCGUUUAGAAACAUUCAAGCAGACCCUUUAUUUCAUGAAAUUAGUCACAGAGAUGCAAAACAUCACAACAUCUAGUCUCGAGAACAUUCUGGAGCAGUCAAACCUAACUGGGUUUGAUCUUCAUGAAAUUGCAACACUUGCUGGAGCUUCCAACCUGAACGAUCUGGUGGAAAAAAUGGUGAACAUUUUCACCGACAUGAACAAAACGUGUUCUGGACAAGAGAGGAACCCGACAAUGACAUCGGACUGUCUUCUUGGAUUGAUAAAUGACAUUAGCAGCUUUCUGGCAAACACACCAGCAAUCCAAAACGAAACAACCCUCCUGUCUGUCAUCUCAGAUGUUGUCACGGAAACUCUUAGAGAUUUCAACCAAGUGGACUUCAGCUCCGAUCCUAACACUGCUGUUGUGCAAACCUUGGAAACCAUCUUGACCAAUAUCAAGAGGAUACUUGAACUGAACCAACAGAACAGUUCAGAUAUCAAUAUGGAAAUCACAAUGGUGGAGCAAUUAAUACAGCUGGUCACUGACAUGGAGCCAUUUAACCGCUUCAAUACUACCUCAAUGGAGGACCCACUUCGUACACAGAAAGUCUUCCUGGAGCUUGUGGAUUGGUAUUUGACGAAGCUGGAAACGAUCACCAGAAACAGUUCAAUCUCAAGGUUCCUACGUGACUUUUUCCACAUCACGAGGAUUCAAGUGGCAGCCCAGCUGUCUCAGACUGAGUUCACCCUGUAUGUCAGUGAGAAGAUUGAGCUCCUGGUGGAAAGCCUUCAGUACCCAUUGGAUGGCGCAGACCUGAGAGUCAUUGGACAAACAACGAUUGAGAUCAUUCGCCACCUGUUGAACUACACAAACACYGUCAUGGAGCUUCAGGAUAACAUUCCAGGCGUGAAACAGCUGCACUCUAUUCAGCUUCAAAUCAGACUCUACCUUGACCUCAUUGAGAGAUGGAUACAACAGCCAAAUGUCCCUUUCCUCCUUUCUAGCAUGCUCCAGUGGGGAAACUCUUCAACGGCAUUUUCCACCCCUGUUAGAGACCUAAAUCUUCUGCUACAGACAGUAGCUCCUCUGAUAGACGAAGAUGUGGCAGCAUUCCUCUUGACAAUAACCAACAUCACAGAGGCUUUCAACAAUGCCUUAAGAAUGGCAGAGCAACCAGGUGAAUUUCAGAGCGAUGACUUUAUAGCUACGAUCCUAACUGGCGUCCACAGAGCCCUGCAGAUCCCUAGUCCAGUCAUGGGGUCCCCUUCACCUGCUGUGCAGCAGGAGAUCCUGGGAAUUGUGGAAGGUUCUCUAACUCUUAUCAUUAACCAGGGCAUGAGUUUUGCCUCGUCACAGAACACCUCCCUACUGAUCCUGGAGAGAACUCAGAAAGUUAUCCAACUAACAGUACUGAAAGACUUUGCGGAAUAUCUGCUGCCAAUGGUCAAACUGCUCACUACAUACUUUGAGAGUGCAUCUACAUCCAGCGGGCCAGAUCAGUGGAAUCAAAUAAUUUUGAAUGAGAUGAAGGCCAUCGAGAGCUUCCUGCCUCCAAACUCCACAGCUCAAUACUCCAUCUCUGUCCUCAUUAAGAUAACAAACUUCAUCUUGAACCCUGGCCAAGGCAACAUGAGUCUCUGGGAGAGUUUUGAGGGAACGUCAAUGACAACUUUACCAGAUCUUAUUAGCAAGCUGACCAAACUUGUGGGAAUGUUCCUGCAACUUGUAGUAGAAGGCCCACCUUCAACAUCUUUGGACAAUUUCAACAAUUUCAGCCUUAUUGUUCCUACUUUGGAGCAGGUGAUGACUGGGAAUGCAAAUCAAGACACAUGGGACAACCUCGAACAGAUGCUGGAAGGCCUGCUGUCAACUUUAGAAGAAGAAGACCUAUGGAGCAACAUCUCAUCUGUCAUGCCUGUUUUUGAAAAACUGACUGAAGCUGUGGUGAAGAACAUGCAAGCAGAGAAUGUAAUGCUACAAAGCCUUCAGAUGCCCCUGGUGGCCCUGAUGAGAGACAUUGGGCUGGCUGUGAACAGUAGUCAUCUCAACAUGUCUGAGCUCACAGAAGGAAUGCAGCUUGCCAUACAAGGAACUCUUCAAGCAGCCCAGCAGGCAAGUGGCACACUGAACUGCAGCGACGCCCUUAAAGCCUGGGAGCCUGUUGCAGAGGCAGCAGGGGCAAACCUUUCCACAUUUGCUGUCUGGUGCAGCACCGGCCUGCAGCCUGUUUUGGAUGCCUACGCAGCAGCAAUCACAGACUUGUCCCACCUGAACAUGAGCCAAAUGGGCAUGGAACCAAUAAGUGUGAGCUUGGCAGCUGGCAGGAUUGUCAAAACAUUACAGUCUCUCUAUCACGUCAGCAUUAACCGCACAGAUGUGAUACAACAGUUCAUCAAGACUCUCUCCAGCCAGCUCCUGCAGCUGACAGGCAUGCAUUUGAGCUACGAGGGACACAUAUCCUGGUACUGGCUGCUCCAGGACAUGCAGUUGCAAAGCAGUUUGGUUUCCAUCAGACAGCUUUCAGAUGAAUUGCUUGAUGUGGCUCCUUUCCUUCAGCCCUACAUUGAAGCUGCGUUCCAAGCGCUGAGCUACAUUCUGGACAACUACCAUCUCACUGAAAGCAGCAGCUCAUCCCAGGAGCUCAUUGAAGAGGCAGCAGUGAUCUUCCUAACCUCUGCCAACAUCACUUUGAAUGACAUCUUCCCCAUGGUGUCAGGAAAUGCUUCUGAAGUUAAUUUGGCCUUUUUCGCUGACACAAUGGAAAGGAUAAUUAAACUGAUUGUCGAUACAAGGGCUUUUGGACAUUCGCCUGUGGUGUACCAGGCCAUGGAGAACUUCCUGGCAACAAACGGCACUUACCUGACGGUGGAGCGCGUGUACGAGAUGUCCGUGUGGCUGGCCUCAACCGAAACAUUUGGACUGGAAAUGCUGAGUCAGGCUCUUUCCAAGAUGUAUGAAAUCGUCAGACUCCCACUGUCUAUUCUGACCAGAGUGAGUGUGGACGUGGAUACUGCAGUGUACGAAGAGCUGGUUGGGAACAUGUUUGCAGCUUUUCACCAGUUUGUUAGCACUGGUGGUCUUCCAACCCCAAGUUCCAGCGUCUACCAUGAAGGGAGGAACAGGCAGAAACGCGACCUGUCACUGAUGAUGACAAGAGACCCUGUGACCGACAUCAUCGAUAUGUUUGAAAUCGACUACCCAGCCAUGUACAGAGCCGUCUCUGUCCCUCCGACCACAGCAGACAUCACAGAGACAGCCCAUGUGUUGUUUUCGAAUCCCGAUCUGAAUAUUGUGAUGAAGGGAGCAACAAGAGGCAUGCCGUGGAGCUUGAACGCUUCGCGAGAAGACACUAUUGACGCCACCCUUGGRAUGUUYGCCUUCUUUACUCAUCCUCAAGUCUUUGAGACGCCAUCAAUGGAUAUCCUGACAAAUGCUGCUGAGAUGCUUCCUGAUGGUUURCCAUUUGCCUCUGAGAUCAAAACCAUUAGCAGGGCACUGGCACGUGAAUCUCCAGAGAACCUGAGAGUCAUGCAGGAAGCCAUCCAGACAGCCAGCGAGCUCCUUCAGAUCAGCCCAACUGACCCGCGGUACACAGAUCAACUAAACCAACUGAGAUCUGAGGUGUGUGUUUUGGAGAACGCAGAUUCGGUGGCCCUGCUCUUGCAGUCACUUUCCAUGAAACCUGGGGAUCUCUGUCACAGCGUUCUGCCAAGCCUGCAGGUCUUGGUUGAAGCUGUCCAGAGCAACAAAACCUCCCUGUCAGAAAUCAUCUUCCAGGCUGUAGUCGGAGAUCCCAGAAGCUACAACCUCCAGUCAGACUGGACUGCUUUGUUGAGUGAAACGCUGGGCUUGAACAUCAGCAGUCUGAGCUCGGUCAAUAUUACUGCUCCAGGAGUGGUGACAGCUGGCGACAUGCUGAGGGAUAAGGACGCUUUCAUUCUGGCCGUCCAGGAACACAUGAAUGUAGAUCCUGCAGCUCUUCUUGCUCUGAUGGAAACUCCUCUACCUAACAACACAGAGAUCCUGACUUGGCUGGCAAGCCUGCAUUAUUGUCACCCCACUGAUCCAGUGAACACGACAGAGGCGGACAUUCUGGCAACUUUCUGCGCUAUGUCUGCUGAAGACUGGUACAAGUUCUCACUGCUGACGGCUGAACAUAUAAACACGGAGAAGGUCGUUUACAGAAUGGUGUUGUCCCAGGAACUCCAGGGUCUGGUUGAAGUCAUGGCCCAAGUGGCAAUGGUUGCAGCGGAUUUGAUGAACAAGAUUCUUCCCGCAGUCAGGCAAUUGGAAGGCUACCUGCUAUCCGUCAAAGAUCUUAACUUGGAGUCCAGCACUGAAUUCUCUGAAAUGACAAGAGGAAAGAGAAGCGUCAUCUCUACCAAAGCCACAUUCGUGACCUUGUCCCGGGCUCUGUGCAGCAACGGCAUCAUCGCUCUGUUUGGAAUCUCCAAAUUGCCUGAACUGUCUGAAUCUGGCCCCUCAUUCACCAACAACCAAAAGAGGGAGGAGAUGAUCGAGAGGUUCAAGAUCCCACGAGACUCCUCACCCUUCUGCAUGAACAUGUAUCUGGACAUGGUCAGUACCACAGGCGGAGCCAUCGCCUGGGCCUUCCUCAAACCAAUGCUGAUGGGCGAGAUCCUCUUCACACCUGACACACCUGCCACAAGGGCUGUAAUGGAGAAGGCCAAUGCCACCUUGCACGAGUUUGCAAAUCUGAAGAAAUCCUCGGAGGACUGGAUCGAAACCUCAAAUUACAUCAUAAAGUCAGCCGAAUUACUCAGCUCCACUUUGCCAAUGCUGCAGAAUUCCCUCAACAGCUCCUUUGUGAAGAAUUUCAUUGAGAUGCAGACAGACAUAAAUGUCGACAGCAUAAAGGAGACGCUCAGCAGCUUCUCUAACAUCACAGAGAUGCUGCAUAAGAACAAGAAGAUACUUGAUCAGAUCAGCAGUUUGUCAAAUCUCAUGGUGAAGGUCUCCUCCUGCAUCAAGUUUGACCGUUACCGUGGUUAUGACUCCGCUGAGGAGCUCAACGCCGUGGCCCAGGAGCUCGCCAGAAACCGUGAGCUCUAUGGAAGUGUCAUCUUUAAAACUGAAGACUCGUCAAGGAAACGUGAGGCCAGAUCCUCCUCCUCGACUGAACUGCCUCCCAAAGUCAGCUACACCAUCCGAAUGCACAUGGACAACGUCAUGCGUACGGACCGGGCACGGAACCCGUACUUUGUGAAGGACAACCACAUCUCGGCCAGGAACACGAUGCGCUACAACCGAGGGUUCGUCUACCUGCAGGAGAACAUCGACCGGGCCAUCAUCGAAACCCAGACCGGGCAGAAAGUCACAGAGCCGGCCGUGCAGCUGCAACCCUUCCCCUAUCCCUGCUUUCUGCGAGACGAGUAUCUGGAGGCCAUCUCUUUUGUCUUCCCUCUCUUGCUGAUGAUACCAUGGGUGUUGUUCGUGGCUGACUUCGUGAAAAAACUUGUUCAUGAGAGAGAGCUGAGGCUGCAUGAGUACAUGAAAAUGAUGGGUGUGAAUCAGCUCAGUCAUUUCUUUGCCUGGUUCCUGGAGUGCGCCGGCUUCCUGAUCCUGACCAUCAUCGUCCUCACGCUGGUGCUGAAGUUUGGAAACAUCCUACCCAAAAGCGACGGCUUCCUCGUCUUCCUCUACCUCUGCGACGUCGGGUUGAACAUCAUUUCCUUCUGCUACCUGAUCAGCUCCUUCUUCGACAAGACCUACAUCGCUGGUCUGAGCGGAAGCCUCAUCUACAUCCUCAGCUUCUUCCCGUUCAUCAUUGUCAUGGCCGUCGAGACUAACCUAACGCUUUCCCAGAAGAGCGCUCUGAGUUUGUUUUCACCGACCUGCUUCAGCUAUGCCAGUCAAUACAUUUCCCGCUACGAGGCCCAGGGAGAAGGAAUUCAGUGGAGCAACUCUUACACCUCGCCCAUAGCUGGAGACACAUCAACGUUUGGUUGGCUGUGCUGGUUCUUGCUCAUUGACUCCCUUCUGUACUUCCUCAUCGGGGCCUACAUCAGGACAGUUUUCCCAGGAAAAUAUGGAAUCCCAGCUCCAUGGUAUUUCCCAUUCAAGCUCUCCUACUGGACUGACAUGUGCAGCAGUUUUCAGACAAACAAAAGUGCAGGCAAAGGACUCCUCUUUUCCAACAUCAUGCAGAAAAACCAGCCUGUCUUUGCAGACGGCAAAGGCAAAGGCAAAAGCAGCCUGUCCUACGAAGCUGGCGAGGAUUUCUCUGAGCUCCCAGUGGGAGUUGCACUCCACGGUCUCACCAAGCUGUAUGGCGACAAAACAGCUAUUCAAAACCUUAAUGUCAACUUCCAUGAGGGUCAUGUCACCUCACUGCUCGGUCACAACGGAGCUGGCAAGACAACCACCAUGUCCCUCCUGACUGGUCUGUACCCCCCAACAUCUGGCUCCAUCGAGGUGUAUGGCAAGGACAUGCAGACAAACAUAGAAAAAGUCCGCCGAGAGCUUGGAGUCUGCAUGCAAUAUGACGUCCUCUUCGACCACAUGACUAUCAAGGAGCACCUGCUGCUGUACGGCCAGAUCAAGGCCCCACAGUGGUCACAAGGAGAACUGCGAGAGCAAAUCCGCACGAUCCUGGAGGAGACGGACUUGUACGUUCACAGACACAAGCGGGUUGACACCUUGUCAGGUGGCAUGAAGCGCAAGCUCUCGAUCUCCAUCGCCUUCAUUGGAGGCUCUCGCUUGGUGGUUCUGGAUGAGCCCACAACGGGAGUGGAUCCCUGCUCCAGGCGCAGCAUCUGGGACAUUGUUAUCCAGCAUAAGAAGAACCGGACCAUUAUUAUGUCCACCCACCACUUGGACGAGGCUGAAGUGUUGAGCGACCGGAUCGCCUUCUUGGAGAGAGGUGGAUUGAAAUGCUGCGGCUCACCCUUCUACUUGAAAGACAAGCUGGGUCAAGGCUACAAGCUCACCCUCACCAAAAAGAUCCAAAGCCCAGAAGCUGAGCGAAUCGACAGUGCUGACCUCAAGGCCUUCAUCCAAGCUCAUCUUCCUGAAGCACGGCUUAAAGAAGCCCAGAGGGGUGAUGUGGUCUACUCUCUGCCCCCCUUCACUUCAUCCAACGCCUCAUCAUAUCGCUCCCUCCUGACUGCGCUGGAUGCCAACUUGGACGAUCUUCAGCUUGGGGGCUACGGCGUGUCUGACACCACGCUGGAGGAGAUGUUCCUCCAGUUGACCAGUGGAAGCCCAGACGGCAAGGACGGACCUCUGUCUAUCUCUGAGACAAUUUCUGACACUGCAUCUAUCGACAGCUUCUCAUCAGACUCCUGUGAAAGCAGCUGCUUCGCUGGUGACAAGAUCAACCUUACCGGUUCAUCCACUCUAUCUGGCCUGGCCCUGGCCUGGCAGCAGCUGACAGCCAUUCUGAUCAAGAGGUUCCAUCACAGCCGGAGAGACUGGAAGAGCCUGCUCGCCCAGCUCCUGCUUCCUGUUCUCUUUGUGACAGUCGCUAUGGGCCUGGGCUCCGUCAAGAGCGACGUGCAGCACUAUCCUGAGCUGGAGCUCAGCCCUGCUCUCUACAACGUCGGGCCGAGCUACUCGUUCUUCAGCAACCAGAAUCCUCAAUCCAGCCAUCUGGUGGACACCAUGAUGUCAUUCCCUGGGAUCGAUAACGCCUGCCUCGACGACUCUGAUAACCAGAUCUGCACAAAGAGCACAAACAGCUGGCGCUCCAGUGGGAAUGUCUCCAAACCAUUUAGUGUGUGUAAAUGCACCAAACAGGAACAGAUUUGCGAAAAGGACAAYCGUCAGCCCCCCUUCAAAGAGAUCCCCUCGUCUCAGAUCGUCUACAAUCUGACUGGCGUCAAUGUGGAGAACUACCUGGUGGCUACAGCCAAUGACUUUAUCAGGAACAGGUAUGGCGGCUUUGCUUUUGGCAUGCCGCUCCCACCUGACUUGCGAAUGGACCUUAAGGCCGUUCCCAAAAACCGCACACUGUCAAAGGUCUGGUUCAAUCCAGAGGGCCACCACACGAUGCCGGCGUACUUAAACAGCCUCAACAACUUGAUCCUGCGUUCCAAUAUUCCAGCAGGCAAAGAUCCACAGAAAUACGCCAUUUCUGUCUCCAGCCACCCCUACUUUGGCCGGAUGGAUGAUGAAGACAUAGUUGUCGAGGGAAUGCUUCAUAUCAUGGUGGCCUUGUGUGUACUGACAGGAUUUUCAAUUGCRUCAGCCAGCUUUGCCAUCUACGAAGUCAGUGAGCACCACAGUGGCUCCAAGAGGCUCCAGCACAUUGCCGGCAUCAGCGAGCCCUUCUACUGGACUGUGAACUUCUUUUAUGACAUGGUCAUUUAUUUGAUCCCAGUGACACUGACCAUCUGUGUGAUUGCUGCCUUCCAAAUUCCUGCCUUUACGGAUCGACAAAAUUUGGGUGCCAUCAGCCUGCUUUUUGUGCUCUUUGGGUUUGCCACAUUCCCAUGGAUGUAUCUGCUAGCGGGUAUCUUCAAAGAUGUGGAAAAGGCCUUCAUCACCUAUGUGUGCAUCAACCUCUUCAUCAGCAUCAACACCAUCAUCACCACCUCCAUUUUGUACUUUUUAGGACAAAUAUCAMUGCACAGCAAGGAGAUCAUCCAGGAGAUCCUGAGGAAGCUGAGCAACGCAUUCCUCAUCUUCCCCCAGUUCAGCUUUGGGAACGGACUGAUGCUGCUGGCCAGGUCGAACAUCGAGGUCCAGAUUCUCAGCGGCUACGGCAUUGAUGCCUACAAGAGUCCAUUCUCCUCAGAAAGCUUGGGCUGGAUGUUCAUCUCUUCCCUCAUCCAAGGAUGUGUCUUCUUCACUCUGCGCCUCUUGCUGAACAGGACCCUCAUACGUAAAGUCAGGCAUCUAAUUCUGGGGAGAAAGACACUGCCUCAGUCUGAGCUUGAAGAGGAGGAUGAGGAUGUGGCAACGGAGAAUCUUCGGGUGGCCAGUGGAGCAGCCAGAUCAGACCUUCUGCAGAUCAACCAGCUCACCAAGGUCUACCAACAUUUCAGUAAGAAGGUUCCUGCUGUCAAGAAGCUGUCUGUGGGCAUCCCUGCUGGAGAGUGCUUUGGCCUCCUGGGAGUGAACGGGGCAGGAAAAACAACCACCUUCAAGAUGCUGACUGGAGACGUGAGCCCCACUGACGGCUCCGCACAGAUCAGGGACAGGAAUGGGCGCUUGGUGGACAUCAUGGACUGCCGUGGCCAGGGAAUUAACAUCGGCUACUGUCCCCAGGUGGAUGCACUCGACGAGCUGCUCACUGGAGAAGAACAUCUGUACUUCUAUGCUCGCAUUCGUGGCAUCUCAAAGAGAGAGAUAGCUGGGGUGGUGAACUACCUUCUGAAGAGGCUAGAGCUGAAUUACUACAAAGACAUCAUCACAGAUGGAUACAGCUGUGGAACCCGCAGAAAGCUCUCCACUGCUCUUGCKCUCAUCGGACAUCCACAAAUCCUGCUACUGGAUGAGCCAAGCUCUGGCAUGGAUCCACGCACCAAGCGUCAUCUAUGGAAGAUCAUCUCAGAGGAAGUGAGGGGCAAAUGUGCAGUGGUUCUAACCUCUCACAGCAUGGAGGAGUGUGAGGCUCUCUGCAGCCGUCUUGCCAUCAUGGUGAAAGGUCAGUUCCGAUGCCUGGGCUCCCUGCAGCACAUCAAGAACAGGUUUGGCAGCGGGUUYACUGUGAAGAUGUACUUGUCCAAGCCUUCGUGCGACGCAGAGGAAAUCACUGCUUUCAUGCAGCGCAAGUUCCCCACCACGUUUCUCAAGGACCAGCACUCUGCCAUGGUGGAAUACCACGUACCAAAUGCUCCUGGUGGGGUUGCUGACAUCUUCAGCCAGCUUGAGUCCAACAAGCAUGCUCUGCGGAUCAAACACUUCUCUGUGAGCCAGACCACACUGGAUGAGGUCUUCAUCAAUUUUGCCAUGGGAAAUAUUGGCAUGGAAACCAUCCCAAUUCACGGUGAAGACGACUUUGAAGACCUGGGUUCCAUUAAGGCUGUUGAGACAUAGAGCUGACUGGCUGGAAUGAAGGUUCAUUUACCCAAUAUAGACAUAUAAAUACCUGUAGUAUGUUCAAAGUAUGAUCAAAAGCAGGGUAAAUGAAAUUAUCUUUACCAAAUUAUUACUUGCACAGAUGAACAAAUGAAGAUAGAUCGAUCUUGUGUCUAUUUACUGUUUUCUUUCCUAAUUUGCUAGAUUUUAAUAUUUAUGAGAUUUAAUUGUUUUCUUUGUGGCUGGGCUACUGGAGCAAAUUUUCAAUAUUCCUCAAUUAUUAUCUUCAACUGACCAUAAUGCUGGUAUGCUUUGAUUGUGUCAAAUGAAUCUUACUCAUCAUCAAAUUUUCAAAUGUAAGUACAUAUUAUUGUAAGUACUAGUUACAAGUGAAAAGAAAAUACCUCUACUACAAACUCAAUGUGCAGAUUUGCUCUACUCCUUAACACGCCGCUCAUUAUUGGAGUGGCUGUAGUGAAUACUAAAUAGUCUCUCCUGCUCUUGGACCAUCUAACCUUAAUCUUGAAUGUAUUUACUUUUUGUAAUCAAAAUAAAACAAUUUUUCAAGUGCUGUUGCAAUACA